Molecule: messenger RNA, 1532 nt
Organism: Triplophysa dalaica
Lineage: Eukaryota; Metazoa; Chordata; Actinopteri; Cypriniformes; Nemacheilidae
Gene: trir
Product: telomerase RNA component interacting RNase
Exons: 3
Coding region: 441-920 (159 amino acids)
Molecular function (GO): 3'-5' exonuclease activity; 5'-3' exonuclease activity
Source: RefSeq, a predicted model, not a curated record
AACACUGACCGCAGAUGAAAAACAGCAUGGCGGACAGACACUGAAACAAAACAAACCCGUGUAGAAAAACCCGUAAUAUUCGGUGAUUAUAUAGUGAUUAAAUCUAUAAUCUGCCGGUUCUGAGAUUAUUAACACACAUGGACUCGUUGGUUUAUCAACCGCGCUGUUUUGUAAGCUUCUGAAUGUGUUUUUUGUUUCAUCUGGAGACGCCGCGAGACUUUGCGGUUACUGAUUAUACAACAAACACUGGUAUUGUUUAAUUUCCAUCUUUGUUCAACCAUUUACAUUUAAAUCAACUUAAAGUAUCAGUCGAGCGCGUUGAGAACGCUCGUACCAGGGAAAUCCCUACAUUUAUCGCAAACAACCGCCCCGUAUCGCUCAAAUCACAGGGGUGACUACGAAACCUCUAUUUAAGAAUUUUAUUUGGAAUCAAACUCGAGAUGGAGAAAAAACAUCAUCAAUCGGACAAACAUCGCCGCCGUCGUCAUCAUCAUCAUCAGUCGUCCAGCAGCAGCAGCGAGGAGUCCGGCGGGAACAGCCCGGCUCAAGGUGCGCCGGCGGCGGCCAACGCCUUCGCCAACGACGGCAGCUUCAUGGAGAUGUUCAAGAAGAAAAUGGAGGAAGAGGAGAGGAGAAAGAGAGAGGCUGAAGAGGAGGAGGAGGAGAGGAUGAAGAGUACUGCUUCUGCAGGGCAAUCCUCACAAGACCCGAAGCCCUGUAGCGUGACUAACUUUGUGGGCAAGCGGAGAGGAGGAGCACGGAUGACCCUCAAGACGGGAAUGGUGGCCAAGAAACAGAAACUGGAUUCUGAGGCGGAGGCGGGAAAAGGAGACGCCUGGACUAAAUACAUGGCAGAAGUGAAAAAGUAUAAAGCUCAUCAGUGUGGAGACGAUGAUAAAACCAGGCCGCUGGUCAAAUAGACUGAACUGCUUCAACACCCGGGAGACCCAGCAUCUCUCCACACUGCCACAACAUCAUCACACAGACAGACACACACACAUCACUUCUCAUUUGUCCUUUUCUUUGUCGAGGUUGAGUUUUGUCUUGUACUCUUUUGACUUGCAUAUUAUUUAGUCUGUGGGAUUAGAAAGACGAGAUCUUAUUACACCUUAUUGAUAUUUUGUACUCUGUUCAUUUGGUGCGUGAAUGUGACCUGAUCAAAGUUCGUGUUUCAAAAUUAUAAUUAAACUCACAUUACCACACAAUGUGUUCAAGGGUUUUAAAAUUCCCAUGGAAUCGCAUCUUUGUGUAUGUGAUGUAACGAUGAUAUAAAAAAGGCUUUCACAUCAUCUCAACAUUACUUGAUGUAUUUUUAAUUGUUGGAUUGAGGCCGCUUCACUGCUACAUAGUAUGUGAAGAAUAGGUUGUGUGACGAAGUGUGCGUCUCCGUCAGCUCCCUAUUCAUCAUGACAUUGACUGCUCAGAGGCUUUUGUGAGCACAUCAGCCUGUGACAUUUGGACAUGGACACUCCAUCAUCCACCACCAGAAUAAUAUUUCAAAAUCAAACAAAGCUUUAUGAAGUUUUACACUU